Messenger RNA from Lasiosphaeria miniovina, 990 nucleotides. Its product is annotated as mediator of RNA polymerase II transcription subunit 19. The coding region runs from base 1 to 990 and encodes 329 amino acids. The record is from RefSeq and is a predicted model, not a curated record. Gene Ontology annotation, molecular function: transcription coregulator activity. Lineage: Eukaryota; Fungi; Ascomycota; Sordariomycetes; Sordariales; Lasiosphaeriaceae. The transcript is spliced from 2 exons. Gene Ontology annotation, cellular component: mediator complex. Gene Ontology annotation, biological process: regulation of transcription by RNA polymerase II.
AUGUCCUUCCACCCACAGACUCCGCAAAGCCCUUCCCAAUUCUCCCCCAGUACCAGCGACAUUAUCAUGAGCGUGACGAGCUCUAUGACCACCAUCUCGACCGCCUUGCCCACUCCUGCCCACAGCGUUAACGGAAGCUCGAUCCCUUCGGAAAUGACGCACGACAUGCUCGCCGGCGACGAUACCCCGCACAAGCGCAAGCGUCCGACCGACGAUGUUGGGGAGCGACAGAAGAAGAAAGUCCAGAUCGAGGAUCGCAGAACUGGUAUUGAGAACCUUCAUUUGGAUGUUGGCGAAAAAUACCUACUUUGCAGAACUCCGCAUCCGCCGUCCAAGCCUCUCUUGUCCGAGGAUCUCUUCGAGCUCUACGGCUUGACUGGAAUUGCUGCUGGAGUCGCCCGCGUGCUACCAAACGGCGAUAAGAAUGCCAUUCGAAAGACGUACAAGGGUCAUAUUAAGAAGCUGGGAGUUCAGGGUCACUUCGACUCGGUCGACCAGGACCCCGACCGUCCGGAUAGCAUUCUCAACCUGGCCAAGUACCCUGUUGAUGAGUGGGAUGUCCACUUUGUUCGAGGCAAAGACAUUGUCGACGGCUUCAGCUCCGAGACGAAAGCUAAGCUUCUUCGGGCUGCAACGAUGGGAAAGGGUGUCAUUCCCCGUCACAUGUGGGAUAGCUCCGUUCUGGGGGAUAUUGGAUCCGUGAAAAGCGAGAAGCAGACAACGUCGGCCAGACCAACCGCGCCUAACACGCCGUUGACUGCCACCCCUGGCUUCCCGCGGGCAAAGACGAACACGCCGGUUGCUCAGGAGGCGAACCGACCCAAGCGCGGAAUCAAGAAGCGAAGCUACGGUGACAGCAGCUUCGAGGGUUACGGAGAUGGCUUCCCAGAUGAUGGAGCCGAGACAGGCUACUCCACGGGCGAAGGGGAUAUGGCUCCCGGCCUUAAGCGACGCAAAAAGGUGGCUACCGACGGAUUUGAUCCCGACUAA